Molecule: messenger RNA, 1773 nt
Organism: Hydatigera taeniaeformis
Lineage: Eukaryota; Metazoa; Platyhelminthes; Cestoda; Cyclophyllidea; Taeniidae
Source: the annotation of a GenBank genome assembly
CCUAUGUUUAGUGCUUUCGGAUAUACCUUCUUGGAGCGGCUCGGAAAGGGCACCUAUGGUGAGGUUUUCAAAGCUGUGUAUCAGAAGUCCCGCGGUAUUGUUGCCAUAAAGCGCAUAUCUAAAAAAGCGCUGUGCAAACGCGCUCAGGAUAACCUCGUAGAGGAGAUUGGUAUUCUGAAGAAGCUCCAGCAUCGCAAUAUCGUUAAGAUGAUUGAUUUCUCGUGGGAUUUGGACUACGUCUACAUUUUUAUGGAAUAUUUGGGUGGAGGUGAUCUGGGCUCUUUUCUUAAAUCAAAAAGAAGUCUUCCUGAGAGGACGAUUCGCUAUUUUCUUCAGCAGCUCGCUUUUGCAUUGCAUUACCUAUAUGAGAGAAACAUCGUGCACAUGGACAUAAAACCGCAAAACAUACUCCUAACAACCUCAGUCCCACCGGUUCUGAAAUUGGCGGAUUUCGGUUUUGCCAAGUCGCUAGAGAAGCCAGUCAGAAUGGACGAGAUCCGUGGUUCUCUGCUUUACAUGGCUCCGGAGAUCUUCAAGUUUGGUGUCUAUGAAAAAGCAUGUGAUCUUUGGUCAGUGGGCGUCAUUCUCUUCGAAUGUUUAUUCGGCCAUGCCCCAUUCACUUCCUCCACCGUUGAAGAGUUAAAAGCCAAGAUUUUGGACGAAUCUCCCAUCAAGAUCCCCAGUCAACCUGCCUUCAGUAGGGAUUGUAUUGAUUUGGUUUCCAAACUACUAAAACGCAAACCCUCUGAGCGGAUUCCCCAUGAGGAGUUUUUUGUUCACCCAUUCAUUGACUUGGUCCACGCCCCGUCCCCGCAGAGCAUCGACAAGGCCAUCCACCACAUUGUGGCUGCUGAUAAUCUCUACUCAGCAGGAGACCUAGUUGAUGCCUACUUCAACUACAAAGAGGGACUUAACCAUUUGAUUUCGGCUCUCCAAAUUGAAUCGGACUCCUCGAAAAAGCGAACAAUAAGGGCGAAAUACAUAAAGGUGGCAGAAGAGUUGAAUCGUCAACUGGAUGCUAUUGAAGUUGUUGCUUCCAGCCACAGUGCCAAAAUCAAAGGGGCCACCCUGCCUGCGGCUAAAUCUCCUAAAAGGCCGGAUCCCAUUAGCAGAGCAGUUAACGAAGCCAUCUUAUCAAUAAAGAAACUCGAGCAGAUACCGUCCUUGACCGAUCUCCAGUCCGUUUCCCUUGAUACUGUUGGUGCACCAAUUUCUGAAUAUGUAGUGCAGGUACUAAUCAUUGAUCACGAUCCUGCUCCUGUAUACCUGCUUCCCUACACAACAAACGCUUUAAAUGGAUAUCUUUAUGCUAGCGGUAUCCCAUCUUUAUGUGAUAUCUCGGAUGCGAGGAAGCAAGAAGCAGAAUCACUGAAGCGCCAGUCUUUUGCCUCCACCUCCCCUCCGGUAUCGAGUCCGAUUCGCUUGGCCUGCCUACGUAAGACAUGGUUUAACUCCCCCACCAGUGCUGGUGGAAGCAACCUUGUCCCCUCUAGUUCCUCUCAGAUUCCGGGCUCCACUAAUAUGUUUGAUGACGCUAUUCCUGUGCUUAAAACCGAACCCACAUCACAACCCUGCGUCAAGACAGCAUAUGAAUAUGCCAUUAAAAGGGUUGAUGGGCUCAAGGAAAUUUCUUCCAAAGAAAAGACUGGAAUAUCGGACACUCUUGACGACCUCAGGCGUUAUUAUACCUUUCUGCACAAUAAUGAGUACAAAGCCGCAAUGGACUACUUGGAAUGCAAUUUCUACGGCUGGCUUGCAUUUUUAAAAGGUUAG